Lodderomyces beijingensis is the source of this 1956-nucleotide messenger RNA. The record is from the annotation of a GenBank genome assembly. NCBI's taxonomy places the organism in Eukaryota, Fungi, Ascomycota, Pichiomycetes, Serinales, Debaryomycetaceae.
AUGCGGCGGAAGCAAGAGCCACCCAAGUUUCAAAACAAUGCAAUUGACCCCGCCAACACCAGCACCUCGGCUCCACGUUCGAUCUUCUCCCGGAGAAGAUCCAGCACCCAAACACCAGACCAGCGUCCUCCUUCAUCAAGCGCACCAGAGUUCAAAUUCGAGGUACUACACCGUGGUGGGCCAAUUGGAUCGCGAGAUGAUGCCGUUGCAAGCGGCAAUCGGGGUAUCAAUGUGGAUAACGAAGCAAUUUCACCCACGGCUUCAGACCACAUGGACCAACAUUCCAUCGCAUUGUCUUCGGCUGAGACGCUCUCUGUCGGCCAUAUGGACCGGAGGGAGCUUCAACCUAGCUACACCGAAAAUCUAACCGAGUACCUCCCGUUUGUUUUGCGUCGACAUUUGCAUUUGGAAGUUGAAAGAAGACAACGAGAAGAGGGUUCGAGUGGAUCACCGCGGGGAGUCGAGCUGGAGCUUGAACGACCUGGCAAUGCCUACGGAGUCGAUGAUGCUGAUGCUGAUGCUGAAGAAGAAGAAGAUGAAGAAGAAGAAGAUGAUGAUGAUGAUCUUGCUACUAUAUUCAGCCAGAGUCAUUUACCCAUGGAUCAAGAAGUCAUCGAAACUCGCAAGGUCAUGAGUCAGAAAUUGACAAGUUUCAACUACAAACGACUGCUUGUGUUAAUGAAUGGCAUGUUGCUCAACCACAAAACUUACAUUUUCCCCACCCCCGAGUCCUUUGACUUGUUCAAGGAGUUGAGACUGAAAGUCAAGCAAGAGCGGAGAAACUCGGUCAUCUUGUUUGAUCGGAAAAACGGUGGAAUCAGACGUGCCUCGUCGUCGGCCAGCGUCGAUAAAAUCAAACGGGAUUUCAAGAUCCCCGAAGGAAGCGAAGAAGUCAUCGAUGACCGAAACCACAUUAUUCCCAUCGACUAUAAAAUCAAAGGGUUGGGCCUACCCUUGUUCAAAGUUAGCAGCCCCGUAAUGUCGGUGUUUCGUAAAAAUGCCCCCUUUCUAACCUUCCGCAAAUACAAGGAGAUCCCCGCGCCACCAGCACUUCAAGAGUCGCCAAGUACUCCCGAUUGCAAUGAAACCGAAGUGGAUUUCGAAACGUUUGACUUUUGUCUCGUGCAUUCGAAAUAUUUCCAAAACUUCCGAAGAUUCAUCUACGAAUUCCUACCCAACUCUCCACAUGCAUUCAAAGUCAUUUCAUUCCAAUCGAACUUUGCGCCAUUCACCGACUUUAUCUUCCAAAACACCAGGUUCCGCAUCUUGGGCACCGCCGUGAUUCCCGGCUUUGUGAGCCCCUACACCCCGCACAUGAAGCUCGUGAUUCUAGAUGAGUCGCAGCCGAGCUUAUGCGAUGCAAUAUAUAAUAAGCCACCCUCGCAAGCGUCAACUUUCCUCCACUUCAAAAAAGAGGCGCUGCCACCGGUGCGAUUCGACAUCAAUGACCCGCAAACUUUCAUCAACCCCGUGCCUUGCAAAAACAACGACUUUGCAUACAAGGGCGCAAAGAGACUUGGAGGUGCGUCAUAUAAACUUGAAAUUAUCCCAUUUGGCCUUCCGCCGUUUGGAUGCUUCAAGGAUGCGUCGUUGUAUGUCAACAGCCACAUGUUCAGCAUCCCUAAAAAAUACAAGGAAGUGGGUAAGAUUGAAGUAUAUCAGAAUCUAGAUCGCGAUGAUCUUAUUGGUGAUGAUUACGGAGGUGGUGGUGACGGUGUUUUCCCCGUUGCUUCGUCCUCGUCGGACUCGGCUCCACCUUCCAUGGCGAAGGACGUUAACAGCACCUUAUCGGUUGAUGUGGAUACGCAGGUGCUCACUUGCAUAUUGAGCACGAUGAGAGAGGUCAAUAUUAAGAAUUCAGCUAGUCUGGGCCAAAGCAAUGGUAUCAUGGGGCCUAGUUUUGCUUCGAGAGUAGGUGGCAUUGGGCCCGCGGGUGGAUUGUUCGUAGGCGUAUAG